GAGCGGCCCGGGCGCGGUACGAGCCGCCGGUGGCUGGCUCAGGCCCCGCGCGGAAGGCCCUCCUUCCACGACGGACGCCCUGCCCGUGGGCGGGAAGCGGGGAGACGGAGACUGCCCUCCCGCCGCUGCCCCGGCGCCCUGCGCCUUUAAGACGGGCUGGUCCCGCAUCACGUGUGAGGGGAGUGUAAACAGGAAGCGCGGCCGGCCGGCCGGGAGGUGGCGGUGGGUUCGUUGGGAACCGUUUGCGCCGCGAGCCGCCGCCGCCGCCGCCAUGAGCCGCGAGCCACCGCCGCCGGGGGAGGAAGAGGCGCCGGUCGGAGGAGGAGGAGGAGAAGGGGACGCCGGGGAGGGCGGCUGCUACCUGGCGCUGUGCGCGCGGCCCGUGCAGUUCGAGAAGGCCAACCCCGUCAACUGCGUCUUCUUCGACGAGGCCAACAAGCAGGUUUUUGCUGUUCGAUCUGGUGGAGCUACAGGAGUAGUUGUUAAAGGUUUGGAGGAUAGAAAUCCCAUUUCCUUCAGGAUGGAAGACAAAGGAGAAGUGAAGUGUAUCAAGUUUUCCUUGGGGAACAAGAUACUGGCUGUGCAGAGAACUUUGAAGAGUGUGGAUUUUUUGAAUUUUAUUCCAGAUAGCCCUCAGCUAGAAUAUACACAGGAAUGUAAGACAAAGAAUGCCAAUAUUCUAGGAUUCUGCUGGACAAGUUCUACAGAAAUUGUCUUCAUCACAGAUCAAGGAAUUGAAUUCUAUCAGGUAUUACCAGAGAAACGAAGUUUAAAACUUCUGAAGAAUCAGAGUAUUAAUGUCAACUGGUACAUGUAUUGUCCAGAGAGCUCUGUUAUUCUUCUGUCAACCACUGUCCUUGGCAAUGUUCUACAGCCAUUCUAUUUCAAGAGUGGAACAAUGUCAAAACUAUCAAAAUUUGAAAUCGAGUUACCUGCGGCACCGAAAUCCUCCAAGCUCAGCCUUUCUGAAAGAGAUAUUGCUAUGGCUACAAUAUAUGGGCAGCUUUAUGUUCUGUAUUUGAGGCAUCACUCAAGGACUUCCAAUAGUACAGGAGCAGAAGUAGUCCUCUACCACUUACCAAGAGAGGGCUCCUGUAAGAAGACACGUAUUUUAAAGCUGAACAGAACUGGAAAGUUUGCACUGAAUGUUGUGGAUAACUUGGUGGUAGUACAUCAUCAAGAUACUGAGACUUCAGUUAUAUUUGACAUCAAGCUAAAAGGAGAAUUUGAUGGGUCUGCUACCAUCCAUCAAUUUGUACUUCCGCCUCGAUCAAUACAACCCUAUCAAAUACCUGUAGCAGGUCCAGCCUCUGUGACAAGUCAGUCUCCUGUUCCAUGUAAACUCUACUCUUCUUCUUGGAUCGUCUUUCAACCUGAUAUCAUCAUCAGUGCAAGCGAAGGUUACCUCUGGAGUCUUCAAGUGAAACUUGAACCUGUAGUUAACCUCUUGCUAGAUAAAGGAAAACUAAUGGAUUUCCUUCUCCAAAGGAAAGAAUGCAAAAUGGUUAUCCUAUCUGUAUGCUCCCAAAUGCUCAGUGAGCCAGAAAGGGGAUCAUUGUCUGUGAUUGCAACUGUUUUUGACAAACUGAAUCAUGAAUAUAAGAAGUACUUGGAGGCUGAGCAAAGCUAUACUAUGGUGGUAGAAGCAGGCCUGAGUAGAAGCAAUCCACUCCUGAAACGUCCAGUCCGCAGUCAAGCAGUUAUUGAUCAGUCUGACAUGUACACACACGUUUUAUCUGUAUUUACAGAGAAGAAGGAGGCACCUCAUAAGUUCACUAUAGCAGUCUUGAUGGAAUACAUUCGCUCUCUUAACCAGUUCCAGAUUGCAGUUCAGCACUACUUGUAUGAGCUGGUUAUCAAAACCCUUGUUCAGCACAACUUGUUCUACAUGCUCCAUCAGUUUCUGCAGUACCAUGUGCUCAGCGACUCAAAGCCUUUGGCUUGUCUGUUGCUGUCCUUGGAAAGCAUUUACCCUCCCGCACAUCAGCUCUCUCUGGACAUGUUAAAAAGACUUUCCACCGCAAAUGAUGAAAUAGUGGAAGUUCUGUUGUCCAAACACCAAGUUUUGGCUGCCUUGAGAUUCAUCAGGGGUAUUGGAGGACACGACAGCAUUUCAGCCCGCAAAUUCCUUGAUGCAGCGAAACAAGCAGAUGAUGAUAUGCUUUUCUAUACUAUAUUCAGAUUCUUUGAACAAAGAAAUCAGCGGUUACGAGGAAAUCCUAGUUUCACACCAGGUGAGCACUGUGAAGAACAUGUCACCUUCUUCAAACAAGUCUUUGGAGAACAAGCUCUCAUGAAGCCCACAACGUUCUGAAAGACUCUUCCACUGAAAUGUAUAAACUUAAUUUAUUGCAUUUAAGUAGAUUUUUGAACUACAAAAUUGCUAUUUUAUAAUAAAGUAUAUACAAGACAUUUUGGCAAA
Molecule: messenger RNA, 2422 nt
Organism: Phalacrocorax carbo (great cormorant)
Lineage: Eukaryota; Metazoa; Chordata; Aves; Suliformes; Phalacrocoracidae
Source: RefSeq, a predicted model, not a curated record